CACAUAAGAAGCACUCGAUGCUAGUCAUUUUUUAUUAUUUUAAUUAAUAUCAUCUCUGAGGGCCCUUUCAGGACUUCCAGACGGAGUCCACGUCCGUGGGGGACUUCGGAGCAGUAAAAGGUAGUGGCAGGAGGCACCUCGGCCAUCGCCCACCCCACUAGCUGGGAGACUCGGGCAGGUUAUUCACCCUUCUGCACCUCGCUUCACUCAUCUGUAUAAAGGGAACAGUCACAGUAACUGCCUCAUGGAGUUACUCCGGGGACUUAGAUAAUCCAGUGACACACGUAGCCCAGUGCCCAGCACUCGGCUGGAGCUCCAUAAAGGUCAGCUAUUGUUCUGAAGCGUAGGGCGGGGAGAGUUCAUCCUGUUGGGCCGUCAGGCCAGGCUGUAUUUAGGUACCCGGUGGGGGCGGGGCGGGGGCGGCGCCGGUGCACGCCCUCUUUUUUUUAUUUUUAAAAUUUCACCCGGGUCUUGACAACCGGUGCAACCCUGUCCUCCCCUGUUCCCGCCCCCGAGCCAGAGGAGCCUCUUUUAGGUGGGCAACUGCAGAGAUGGUGACUCGGGUUAGCUCAGAUGUGGCUGCCCUUAGUCCCCAGCUGCGCCCUCCCCUUUGCCCUCCCCAGCAACCCCUACCCGCCCUCUUCCGGCGCGUGCUAAAGCGAGAGAAACGCCCUCGGGGGAAGAUAUGUAGCAAUCCGAUGGAACUUGGAGAUCAACGUUGUGUUUUCUUCGCGCCCACCUGAAGUCGAAGGGAGGUGGAGCGGCGGGUCUCAGCCCCUCCCCGACGCGGAAACCCGGCCUCCGUCCCCCGGAGCCCAGUCCCCACAGGCGGAACCGCCCUGUGCGAGCGAGGCCGGGUUUGGACUGCGCGGGAAUGGGCGUGGCCUGGGCGGGGCGGGCGCUAGGACCCGCCGGAGCGCCGUGAACGUCACCCAGCGGCGCCGAGGCCCCGGGUUGAGCGGGAGGCGCGAUCGGUCCGGUCGGUGGCUCCCCGCGGCGGGGCCGGGCCCGAUCUCGGGCGGGAACCGAGCCCAGAGCCGGUAGCGGGAAGGAUGACCACGCUCACACGACAAGACCUCAACUUUGGCCAAGUGGUGGCUGAUGUGCUCUGCGAGUUCCUGGAGGUGGCUGUGCAUCUCAUCCUCUACGUGCGCGAGGUCUACCCUGUGGGCAUCUUCCAGAAACGCAAGAAGUACAACGUGCCGGUCCAGAUGUCCUGCCACCCGGAGCUGAAUCAGUAUAUCCAGGACACGCUGCACUGCGUCAAGCCACUCUUGGAGAAGAAUGAUGUGGAGAAAGUGGUGGUGGUGAUUUUGGAUAAAGAGCACCGCCCAGUGGAGAAAUUCGUCUUUGAGAUCACCCAGCCUCCACUGCUGUCCAUCAGCUCAGACUCCCUGCUGUCUCACGUGGAGCAGCUGCUCCGAGCCUUCAUCCUGAAGAUCAGCGUGUGUGAUGCCGUCCUGGACCACAACCCCCCAGGCUGUACCUUCACAGUCCUAGUGCACACAAGAGAAGCCGCCACUCGCAACAUGGAGAAGAUCCAGGUCAUCAAGGAUUUCCCCUGGAUCCUGGCGGAUGAGCAGGAUGUCCACAUGCAUGACCCCCGUCUGAUACCACUAAAAACCAUGACGUCGGACAUUUUAAAGAUGCAGCUUUACGUGGAAGAGCGUGCUCACAAAGGCAGCUGAGGGGGCAUCUGCCACCUCGCUGAUGCCCGAACUGUCAGACUUUGGGGGAUCCCUGCCUGGGGCAGUGCUGCAUGGCUGCCCUGAUUCCAAGUGCUCUUAUCGCCUCUGUGUGUGGAUCACCCGCCCCAGCCCGGGGCCGCUCAGGUCUGCUUGGAGGAUGCCUCCCCCAGGAGGCAGUGAAGGAUGCCGCAACCUCGACUUCUCAGCCUCCUGGGGUUCUGCCGGCCAACACUGUCUGUCUCAAAUACUGUGCUGUGAGUUCUUUCAAUAAAGGGGCCCCAAGGGCUGGGCUGA
This is a messenger RNA of Chlorocebus sabaeus (green monkey), 1982 nucleotides long. It is a transcript of the gene MAD2L2, whose product is annotated as mitotic arrest deficient 2 like 2. The record is from RefSeq and is a predicted model, not a curated record. Lineage: Eukaryota; Metazoa; Chordata; Mammalia; Primates; Cercopithecidae. Gene Ontology annotation, cellular component: zeta DNA polymerase complex.